Molecule: messenger RNA, 2475 nt
Organism: Striga hermonthica
Lineage: Eukaryota; Viridiplantae; Streptophyta; Magnoliopsida; Lamiales; Orobanchaceae
Source: the annotation of a GenBank genome assembly
AUGGCGGUUACAGACUUUUUCGCCGGCGAGAUCGCCACCGAACUCCUCAAGCAGCUCAUCGCCAUCUCCCGCAAAUCCGCCGCCUGCCGUUCGAGCGCCGAGCAGCUUAUUAAGUACAUCGGGGAACUUCUCCCUAUCAUCCAGGAGAUCAAGCUCACCGGGAACGAGCUCCCGCAGCAUCGCCAGCGCCAGCUGGACCACUUUUCCGAGACACUUUCUGGCGGCCUCGAGUUGGCGAACAAAGUCCUCAACUCUCCCCGUUGGAACGUCUUCCGGAAUCUUCGAUUGGCCAAGAAGAUGGAAAAAUUGGAGAAAAACGUCUCUAGAUUCAUGAACUGUCACGUCCAGGCGCACGUGCUUGCUGAUGUGCAUCACGUGAGGGUGGAUACGGCGGAGAGGUUUGAUCGGCUCGAGUGGCGGCUUGGGGCGAUGAAAAUCGGCGUGGACGGCGAAGGUGGGUGGCUGGGGGCGGCGGUGAAGAGGGUGGAGGAGGAAGAACGGUGGUGCGAGGACAAUUUCGUAAAUUUAGGUGGAAGUGGACUGGAACUGGGGAAAUUGAAGGUAAAGGAGAUGUUGAUGUUGAAGAAGGAUGGGAAGGAAUCCAGUGUAGUUGGGAUACACGGGAUCGGAGGCAUUGGAAAAACAUUGCUCGCUAGAGAAAUUUGCAAAGAUAAUGAAAUUAAGAGUUAUUUCAACAACAAGGUCUUUUUUCUCACGGUUUCCCAAUCGCCAAAUGUGGAGCAAUUGAGGUCGAAAAUAUGGGGAAUGGUAUCAGGGAAUACUAUUGUGGGUCAUGCACACAGGUUUCCUCAAAUAAACCUAGGAUACAGUGUGGAAAGCUCUGCAAGAGCCCUUUUGGUUCUUGAUGAUGUUUGGACACAAUCUGUUCUUGAGCAGCUUCUGAUCAAGGUUCCUGGAUGCAAGAUCUUGGUAGUUUCGCGGUUCAAAUUCCCUCCGUCGGUCGUUGAUUGCUCCUAUGAAUUGGAUCUGUUGAAUGAGAAUGAGGCAGUGUCCUUGUUCUGCCACUAUGCUUUUGAUCAAACUUCCAUACCUUUUGUUGCUGAUAAGGAAUUGGUUAAGCAGGUAGUGGACGAAUGCAAAAGACUUCCAUUGGCCUUAAAAGUGAUUGGAGCAUCUCUAAAGGGCCAGCCAGAGAUGUUUUGGACAAGCGCCAGAAAUCGUUUGUCUCGAGGACAACUUGUUAGUGAGUCCCAUGAAGUUCAGUUACUCGAACGCAUGAAAUUGAGCAUCGACUAUCUCUCUGAGACGGAAAGAGAAUGCUUCUUGGAUCUGGGUGCUUUCCCAGAAGAUAAACGAAUCCCACUGGACAUACUUAUCAAUAUGUGGGUCGAGCUGCAUGAUAUAGAGGAAGAUGACGCCUUUGCCAUCUUGGUUCAGCUUUCGGACAAGAAUCUCAUUACUUUAGUGAAAGAUCCAAGAGCUGGAGAUAAGUACAGCAGUUACUAUGAGAUUUCAGUUUAUCAGCAUGAUGUGUUGCGAGAUCUCGCCAUGCAUCUGAGCAGUGCUGGUAGUGUAAUCCUACGAAGGAGAUUGCUUAUGCCAAGGAGAGAAGGAGGGCUCCCGAAAGAAUGGGAGAGGAAUGUAGAUGAGCCGUUUAAUGCUCGAGUCAUCUCGCUACAUACGGGCGAAAUGACUGAAAAAGAUUGGCCACAGAUGAACUGCCCAAAAGCGGAAGUCCUCGUCCUGAACUUCUCGUCACCCGAAUACACCCUUCCUCCUUUCCUCCAUAAUAUGCCCAAACUUCGUGCCCUAAUCCUCAUCAACUACAGCUCCUCCAAUGCCACCCUCCACAACACCCCUGUUUUCAGCAGCCUAACUAAUCUGAGGAGCAUCUGGUUUGAAAAAAUAUCACUCCCUCUGCUACCCGACACCACCACACCCUUGGAGAACCUAACAAAAGUCUCCCUUAUCCUAUGCGACAUCAGCAAAAGCGUCAACCGUGCAGGCCCCGACCUGCAUCUCCUUUUCCCCCGUCUUUCCGAACUCACACUAGACCAUUGCAUAAACCUAAUUGAAGUCCCGUCAAGUGUGUGUCAGAUGAAGACACUCAGGAGUUUGAGCGUCACGAAUUGCGAUAGUCUGCAAGAAUUGCUGUUGGAUUUGGGAAAACUUGUUUCAUUGCAAAUAUUGAGGCUGUCCGCGUGUCCGAACCUGAAGAGGCUCCCUUCAGGAGUGGGGAGCCUCGUUUGGCUCAAGUAUUUGGAUGUGUCUCAGUGCGUGAACUUGAGUUGUUUGCCGGAGGAGGUGGGUGGGUGCAGGAGUCUGGAGAAGAUAGAUAUGAGGGAGUGUGUGCAGAUUAGGAGUUUGCCAGCUAGCGUAGGGCUUUUGCCGUGCCUGAGGCGUGUGGUUUGUGAUGAGGAGGUAUGUUGGCUUUGGAAGGACGUCGAGAAGGGCCGUCCGGGGCUUUGUCAGGUUCCACGAGAGUCUUUCACGCUCGAUUGGCUGGCCGAAUGA